GGAAGAUCUUUGUCAUUUAAGACCUUCCUCGUCUGGGUUUUAAUCAGUAUUUACCAAGGUGGAAUUCUGAUGUAUGGAGCCCUGCUGCUUUUUGAAUCUGAAUUCGUACACGUCGUUGCCAUUUCCUUCACUGCCCUCAUCUUGACUGAGCUCUUGAUGGUUGCACUGACCAUACGGACGUGGCACUGGUUAAUGGUGGUGGCUGAAUUCCUCAGUCUUGGCUGCUAUGUGGCCUCUCUUGCAUUUCUAAAUGAAUACUUUGGUAUAGGCAGAGUGUCUUUUGGAGCUUUCUUAGAUGUUGCCUUUAUCACAACUGUGACCUUCCUGUGGAAAGUGUCAGCAAUCACUGUUGUAAGCUGUCUUCCACUUUACAUUCUCAAGUACUUGAAGCGCAAAUUUUCUCCUCCAAGUUACUCCAAGCUUACCUCGUAAAAGUAAUUCUAUUCCUAUGGGUUUUCACUCACACCGGUCUGCAAACUGCACAUUCACUGUGCUUUAGUGUCUGUGGAUUUAUGUUGGACUAAAGAAAUCUAAAAAAAAAAAAAAAAUAAUUAAAAAUCAAAAGUGGUAAGAGUGAAUAGAGCACAAAAAGAGGAGAAAACAUCUGACUGGUACAAUAACACAGAAGUACACUAACAAGACUAUCAGAGAUAAACCAGAUUUCCUUCAUAUUGAUUUUUUUUUUUCUACUUUCAGUUGCUAUGAUUAUAAAAUAAAGCAAUUACCUUGAUUUGACAAUGCUUCUGAAUGGUUUCAUUGCUACUGUAAAGGAUUUUUUCCUACUGUACCAAUCUGCUGCAAGUUGAAUUGAAAGUUUCAUUAUUUAUUACAUAACUUCCCUUCUUUAAUUAUUACAUCACUGCCUAAUUCAAGCCCUUUCCUUUAAUGUUUAUAUAUGGAAA
This is a messenger RNA of Tauraco erythrolophus (red-crested turaco), 902 nucleotides long. The record is from RefSeq and is a predicted model, not a curated record. NCBI's taxonomy places the organism in Eukaryota, Metazoa, Chordata, Aves, Musophagiformes, Musophagidae.